This is a messenger RNA of Dimorphilus gyrociliatus, 917 nucleotides long. Lineage: Eukaryota; Metazoa; Annelida; Polychaeta; Dinophilidae. The record is from the annotation of a GenBank genome assembly.
CGUAAACGAGAGGUUAGUGUUGAGCAGUGUAGAUCAUUGCAUAACUUUUAUCCUCACCGAGAAUACAAGCAGCCGUGGCGCAGCGUGAUAACCCCAAACACAAGAGUGGAGACGACGAGAUGAUCAUGGAUAGUAUAGACACCUUUGCUGCUUCCGGAGCAACUUUAAUGCCGGAUCCUGUUGGAAGUAUGUCCUUUGAAGCAUUUUCAACGGAUAAUGAUGAAAUUUCAAGCUGUUUAGCAAGCGCCGUUGCUUUACCCGAUCAAGUAUCAACAGGAGAGCAAUGCGUUACCUACAAAGGCGUAUUCUCGACGACAGCGCCGUCACUCAGUCCCUUAUUUAUAAACCUGCUGGCGCAGGGCAACCAACCCGAUGACUUGAUGUCAGAGGCGUCCGAGACGCUCUCAGUUACAAAUACCCCACCUCCACCACCUUAUUCCGAACCACAUCAUAUUUCUUUACCCGAUUUGGGUGCAGGAGUCUUGAGAGGUAUAAAUAUAAAGGAAGAGGAGUCGCCUGCGGCGUCUUCCUGCUCCUUGGCUCAACCGAAGAUGAGAAAGUAUCCCUCAAGACCAAGUAAGACUCCGUUGCACGAACGUCCUUACGCCUGCCCAAGCGAAACUUGCGAUAGAAGAUUCUCCCGUUCUGAUGAGCUAACUAGACAUAUUCGAAUUCAUACUGGUCAAAAGCCGUUUCAAUGUCGGAUCUGUAUGCGGGCUUUUUCCAGAUCCGAUCAUCUGACUACGCAUAUUCGAACGCAUACGGGCGAAAAGCCUUUCGCCUGCGAGCAAUGUGGAAGAAAAUUCGCCAGAUCAGAUGAGAAGAAGAGGCAUUCUAAAGUUCACUUGAAGCAGAAGAAGAAAUCGCCUCCCUCAGCAACGGCUGUUGCUCCAACUAUUGUUACAACCUCCAGUUAA